AUGGAGAGAGAGAAGGAGGGACGAAGGAAGGGAGAGAGGACAGGAAAGGAGGAAGAGGGAGAGAGGAAGGGAGAGGGAGGGAGAUCAGGAAAGGGGGAAGAGGAUGAGAGAUCAGGGCAGGAGAAAGCGGAGGGAGGGGAAAGAGGUCAGGAAAGGAGGAGGAGGAGGAGGAGGAGGAGGAAGGAGAGAGAUCAGGAAAGGGGAAGGAGGAGGGAGGGAGAGAGAUCAGGAAAGGGGGAACAAAAGAGGGAAUUCGAGAAAGGGAGAGGAAAGAGAUAUCGGGAAAUAGGUCACAAGCAACUAAUUCAACCUCAACAAAACCUCCGACAAACACCAAAACAACAACUAAUUCAACCUCAACAAAACCUCCGACAAACACCAAAACAACAACUAAUUCAACCUCAACAAAACUUCCGACAAACACCAAAACAGCAACUAAUUCAACCUCAACAAAACCUCCGACAAACACCAACACAGCAACUAAUUCAACCUCAACAAAACCUCACACCAAAACAGACAAACACCAAAACAGCAACUAAUUCAACCAACAAAACCUCAACAAAACCAACUAAUUCAACCGAAAUAACACCAUCCACACACCAAAACAGCACCUCAACCUCAACAAAACCUCCGACAAACACCAAAACAGCAACUAAUUCAACCUCGCCAAAAUCUCCCAUAACAACCAAAACAGCAACUAAUUCUACAUCAACAACACCUUCACAGCACCAAAACAGCAUUCUUCAACCUGAACAAGAACUCAUCCAACCAAAACAGCAACUGAAAACCUCGUCAAAACCUCCGACAAACCAACACAAAACUAAUUCAACCUCAACAAAACCUCCGACAAACACCAAAACAGCAACUAAUUCAACCUCAACAAAACCUCCGACAAACACCAACACAGCAACUAAUUCAACCUCAACAAAACCUCCGACAAACACCAAAACAGCAACUAAUUCAACCUCAACAAAACCUCCGACAAACACCAAAACAGCAACUAAUUCAACCUCAACGAAAUUUCCGACAACAAUCAAAACAACAACUAAUUCAACCUCAACAAAACCUCCGACAACAACCAAAACAACAACUAAUUCAACCUCAACAACACCUCCGACAAACACCAACUAA
Molecule: messenger RNA, 1131 nt
Organism: Ylistrum balloti
Lineage: Eukaryota; Metazoa; Mollusca; Bivalvia; Pectinida; Pectinidae
Product: salivary glue protein Sgs-3-like
Exons: 2
Coding region: 1-1131 (376 amino acids)
Source: RefSeq, a predicted model, not a curated record